ACCGGUCCCGUGAUUGACAUGCCCGUGCCUGCCAGCUUCAACGACAUCACCCAAGACCCCAGCCUGGAGAACUACAUCGGCUGGGUUUGGUAUGAGAAGGAGGUGCUGCUCCCUGCCCGCUGGCUCCGGGGUGACCUCCGGGUGGUGCUCCGCUUCGGCAGCGCCCACUACUACUCCAUGGUGUGGGUCAACGGAGUGCAAGUUGUGGAGCACGAAGGGGGCCACCUCCCUUUUGAAGCAGACAUAAGCAGCAUCGUGCAGGGCAGCCCAGGGACCCCAUGCCGCAUCACCCUCGCGCUCAACAACACCCUGACGCCCCACACUUUGCCCCCAGGGUCCAUUCAGUACAUGAAUGACAAAACAAGGUAUCCCAAGAACUAUUUUGUACAGAACAUCAGGUUUGAUUUCUUUAAUUAUGCUGGAAUCCAUCGGCCGGUUGUGCUUUACACCACUCCUGCUGUCUACAUAGAUGAUAUUACUGUGACAACCACUUCAUCAGAGAGCGUUGCACUGGUGCAGUAUCAGGUGUCGGUUGUUGGCAGCACACUCUACUCCUUGUCCCUGAAUUUACGUGACCAAGAGGGGAAAGUGGUUGCUACAGGUGAUGGGUCAGCUGGAGAACUAAAAGUCCUGAACCCAAACCUUUGGUGGCCUUACCUGAUGCACGAGAGCCCUGGAUACCGCUACUUCUUGGAGGUGAGAAUGCAGGUGCAGGUGAACGGGGAGCUGCUGGAGGACGUGUACACGCUCCCGGUCGGCAUCCGCACGGUCCACGUCACCAACAGGCAGUUCCUCAUCAACGGCAAGCCCUUCUACUUCCACGGCGUCAACAAGCACGAAGACGCAGAU
Messenger RNA from Merops nubicus (carmine bee-eater), 849 nucleotides. RefSeq names its product beta-glucuronidase-like. NCBI's taxonomy places the organism in Eukaryota, Metazoa, Chordata, Aves, Coraciiformes, Meropidae. The record is from RefSeq and is a predicted model, not a curated record. Gene Ontology annotation, molecular function: beta-glucuronidase activity; carbohydrate binding. The annotation marks the transcript as partial. Gene Ontology annotation, biological process: glucuronoside catabolic process; carbohydrate metabolic process. The transcript is spliced from 5 exons.